AUCGAUAAUAUAGAUCUAGUUAUAAUAUCUAAACAAAAUUAACAUACUGCGCAAAAGAUUUAUUAUUGUAUGUGUUUAUUUUGGAUCACUUUAAAUCUGGAAUAACUAGAAAUGAAAAAAGCAGCCCAUUAAAACUGAAAGAGAGCUCUAAUGGUGGCAGUACGAGGUAUACGUAGCCAUGUAAGAUUUUCUCCUCCGUGUCCCACACUGCUGAUCAAGUAUGUCAGAGAAUAUGAACACUGCAGAUAAAGGGCAGAAUUUCAUGAACGAAGUAGUACAGCCCGAUUUCCAAAACUGGGUUAAAGGCAUAAUUGCUCAAAAUAUAACGAGAAAAACAUUAUGCAAUGUCAUCGAAAGAAAAUGGAAAAUAUAUAUCUCCGAAUUGAAGGAAGAAGAGGUAGAACACAUUGAAAUAUUUAUGACAUGUUUGGAAAAAAGUAAAAUAAAUUUCAAAGCUGAAAUAAAGACAUUGAGAUGUGGUCAUAAUGUUUGUGAAUCAUUACUUACUCGGCUUCUUGAACUCCGCAAUUUCUCUCCGGAACCUCCAGAAACCAACUACUUUCAAACAACAGAGGACGUAAUAUAUAAGAGGCAUGAAGCUUGCGAAGACAAACCUAUCGAAAAGACGAAAACAGAAGCAGUACUGAAUUCACAAAACAUAUUUUCUACCGAUUCUCUAAUCGGUUAUUGGCCUUUUGCAAAACUGUACGCUCCAACUGAAAAUGUUGUGUCUAGGAACAGCCUGGAAGACCUUGAUAUGGUUAAUGUAGUUGAACUGCUUGAAAGAUGUACAUUGUUUUCCUUCAGUGGUUCGCAAAAGGUUUAUAAAGAUAUAUGCCUUAGUAGAAAUGCCUGGUUGCAGUCGUCCAACAACAAAGCAUCAAAAGAAGAUACAGAAGCAUCGUUACAGUGCUUUUUGAACCUGCUCAAAAACUUUGAAGAUUCCAAUUUUUACCAGUGCUCAGAUGCAAUAGCAGAUUUACAGCAACUCGUAAACACAGACCUAUGCUGUGAAUACAAGGGGACAGAAUAUAUGGAUUUGGUAAAAAUGACCUUAGAAAUGAAGGUAACCGCACUUUCCUUUGACAUAUCCAUUGGUAAAAUUGCUGACGCAGAGAAUAUCUGUUUAGAUACAUUGAUGAAGGACACAAAGAAUCUGCUAGAGCUUGUUGAGGAACUGAUAUCAGAAGAAGAGUCAGAUGAAGUGACCACAUUAAAGUCUGAAAAUGAAAGUCUCAAAAGCGAAGUGAUGCGUCUGCAGAGAGAAACUGAACUGCUGAAAAAACAGGGUUGUUCAGGUAAACCUGAGGCAACAGAAGUGGAGAUGGAGUCCGUAACGUUGACAUGGGACCAGUCGUCGGAUUUAAGGGACACUGAUUACUAUCAAAUACACUACAAAGAAGAGACCGAUUGCGAAUGGAGUAUACACCCAGAAAAACAUACAAGUACAACAGCUGUUUUGGCGAACUUGAAUCCUGGUGCAACAUAUAUAUUCCGCAUUAAAAUAGUUCGUGAUGCAGAAUAUGUAUACAGUCCCGAAAGUGAUGCCAUUGUCACGCUACAUUCGCAAGCUGCCCUCCUUGUGGAAGAAGCUGAAAAACUGGAAGACUUUUCUUUGGCUACAUAUUUACUUCCACUGACUGAAAUAAUGCAGAACGACGAGACAAAGAUAAUAAAAUAUCUUGUUGGUGCUG
Mercenaria mercenaria is the source of this 1694-nucleotide messenger RNA. RefSeq lists its product as uncharacterized. Gene Ontology annotation, molecular function: protein binding. The transcript has 7 exons. NCBI's taxonomy places the organism in Eukaryota, Metazoa, Mollusca, Bivalvia, Venerida, Veneridae. The annotation marks the transcript as partial. The record is from RefSeq and is a predicted model, not a curated record.